CGCAUCAUACUGAUUAUGUAUUACAUCAAUUGCUUGAUACUUGCACAACUUAACCAUCCACAUAGGCCAAAGUUAAGACUAACACCAAAAUCUGUUCAUAUUGGUAAAGAUAAGAGCCUCUGUGUUAAGUCUAUUAAUACCAAUAUGUAUCAUGUGAACCUUUUUAAUCAGUGCCGAUAUGUUUCGGGACUUCCACCAAGACAAUCGACCAAACCAGGGUAAGUCCACCAUCAUUUAUUUGACACGUGUCAGGUACAAUAUGAGAGGGCUCGGUUUAUUUUUUAAGUCUGAGUGGUGUUCUUAAAUUUUAAUUAUUUUUUAGGGGUAUUCUUGAAAGUGUCCCUUCAUUAUAUUAUGUAUCUUACCAUCAGGAGUAUUUGCCAUUAUUUAAGUGGACUUGGGCUGAUGUCUGAUGCAGAGCUAGAUGUUUUGAUAAGUUUGGCAAUUGCAAGUGGCUACUAUGAAGGGCCGACCUGCCGCCCAACUAUCAUAGACAUUUCUUGUUCACGUGAAGCUGUUCCAUGUUUGGCUGCUAAAAGUUUAGGGCAUCCUGUUCUCAGAAGUGAUGCCUUGGGGAAGUGUUCUUUUGUCCCCAAUGAUGUGAAUGUUGGUGGAGUUGGACACCCCAGCUUUAUCCUUCUCACUGGUCCCAACAUGGGCGGAAAAUCCACUCUCCUUCGCCAAAUUUGCUUGACUGUGAUUUUGGCACAGAUUGGAGCAGAUGUUCCUGCAGAAAGCUUUGAGUUGUCACCCGUCGAUCAAAUCUUUGUUCGAAUGGGUGCUAGGGACCAUAUAAUGGCAGGCCAAAGUACAUUCCUAACUGAACUUUCAGAGACUGCAGCUAUGCUGUCGUCUGCUACCAAUAAUUCGCUGGUGGCAUUGGAUGAACUUGGACGGGGGACAUCAACUUCAGAUGGACAAGCUAUUGCAGAAUCUGUAUUAGAGCAUUUUGUCCAGAAAAUUAAGUGUCGCGGCAUAUUUUCCACUCACUAUCACCGGUUAGCUGUGGACUAUGAGGAAGAUCCCCAUGUGUCUCUAUGCCAUAUGGCAUGCCAAGUUGGGAAAGGGGUUGGAGGUGUUGAAGAAGUCAUAUUCCUUUACAGACUGACACCUGGUGCAUGUCCCAAAAGUUAUGGUGUUAAUGUUGCACGUUUGGCAGGUAUGUUUGCUUUCUCGUUGUUCUCUCCCUAGUUUUAAGUAACCAUAGUUCUAAAAGUCGGUGGCUCGACUCAAAACUCGGCCUAGUCAACUUGACUCAAUGAGAUUUGAGCUGAGUCCCUUGGAAACUAGCUAUUGAGCUUGACUCAGCCUGGACUUGACAAUACUCAUUGAAGACUCAGAAAACUUGGUUGACUCUAUGCGACCCAUCAUGACCUGAUCGAGUCACUUGACCAGUCAGUUUCUUUUUUUCAAAAAGAAAAAAAAGAAAAAAAAGAAAAGAAAAGAAA
Messenger RNA from Magnolia sinica, 1448 nucleotides. Its product is annotated as DNA mismatch repair protein MSH6-like. Gene Ontology annotation, biological process: mismatch repair. The transcript has 5 exons. Gene Ontology annotation, cellular component: nucleus. The record is from RefSeq and is a predicted model, not a curated record. The coding region runs from base 355 to 1191 and encodes 278 amino acids. Gene Ontology annotation, molecular function: ATP-dependent DNA damage sensor activity; ATP binding; mismatched DNA binding. Lineage: Eukaryota; Viridiplantae; Streptophyta; Magnoliopsida; Magnoliales; Magnoliaceae.